AUCAAGAUCAGUAGCAUGACUACAAUGGGCGUGUUCUACACUGCACAGCCUAGACAAAGAUAAGUCGUCGCGAAGCUGGUCGAUAUUUUAACUUCCUGUACGUUACCUUCUUGAUUCUUGCGAUUGGUCUUUGUAUCCUCAGAUAACAUAUUACAGAUACAUGAUAAGAGAAAAACUGGCCGAUAAAAGGCGAGUUGUGGAUUAGAUGGCUUGUUUUGUGUGUAAUGACCACAUCCAAGGUGUGUUUGUGAAUAUGAGUGGGCUUAUUCACAUGUUGCUGCAGGCCAAGUGAAUCAAUCAGGUCAAGGAAUUUUGUAGCAUCUGGGUCGUCAGGGACGUCAACGUGGAUGUUAAAAUCACCCACGAUAACCACAUGCUCCUUUGAAAGAAUAACUGAUUCCAUGUAACCAGAGAAAUCCCGAAAAAAUAUGCUGAUUGGUACCCUGUGGUUCGGUGAGUAAGGCUGCCGAUAUAUGAUGACAAUUCUAAGAUCAAGGCCAGCACCUGAGGAGACUCACCACUCAAAAUAUUAUAAUGACUCAGCUAAAAAAGGUGAUGGCAGCCCGUACUCGAAAAGUUCCAUGACUUCUCAAUAAUUUUGACUCAGCAGGCAUUUCAAGGCAAAAAGAAAUGCCAUUUUCAAAGACUCAGAAUCCGCCGAGGCGAAGAAAGUAUUUCUAGUAAAGCUCGUCGAUUUAAAACGGCGAAAUAAAAGACUUUUCAUUCGAUUCACAACAGAUGACAUUUUGUGCUCGAUGCGUGUGCAAAUCAGAUAAGUAUCUUCUUUUGCGAUUUUUUGUAAAAUGUAUAAUAAAACAAUUAUUGAAUUUGGCUUUCGCAUGAUAUCGUGAAUUAUCAAAACCUCGUGGCUUAGUUAAUUAAAACUCAGACCUUGGGUUUCACAUGCACGAUAUCAUGGUUAACCUCAUCCAAUAAUUGCUUGUGAGAGUCAUGCAAUUCUUCCGGAUAUUCAGGAUAAAAUUCAAGUAUCAAUCCUUUUUUGCUCUCUGAGGUGUAUUAGGAUAGAUUCAGUUUGUCGAUAUUUUUUUUGUUUAUCCAUCUUGAUCACCCUGUUGGGGGAACAUCAGAAAGCGUGUUGAUAUAAAACUACUGACAAAUAAAAAACUUUAAUGAUAUUGAUACAGCUCAAAACUCACUUCCACGGGAAAGCCCCUGCCAUAUUGCAUCAUCAACUUCCUGUUUCAGUCACGCCAUCGCCUGGGCAUAAUGUUAGAAUUCUUCAUCUUUUAAAAACAUGUCAUUAACCAGAAUUUGGUAAAAUAUGUGGUCUAUGAAUUGAAAUCAGGUGAUUUUUUCGAAAACGUUGAAAUAGACUUGAGAGUGCUGGAAGGACGAUUUGGUAAAAAAGUGCCUUGAAACCUCUUGUUCCCAUAUUACUUAAAUGUCCAGAAAAAAGGGAAUGACGAAGCGAGUCUUCCUCUGGACUUGUCCACGUUCCUGCUCCUCGGUAUUCCUCCGAUCGAUCGACACGUUGUCUACAACCCAUGCCAUGUCAGAACCGUUUAGAUUUGCCUUCCACUUUGGUCCAGAAAGACAAAGCCAGCGCUACACGUCCCAGCCAGUCGACGGGACAAAGAGCUACGAGGCAGUAACCAAGUGGAUUUUGGACCAACCAUUAAAUGAUAGGGAAAAUGUGGUAUUUGUCAAAGAGAUGGCGCGUUACCUGAAAGGACGGCUUACUAUUUUAGAAGAAUCAUUUGCUGAUGCGAAGCAUUCAUUUCUCAUAAGAAAUCCACAAAAGGUAUUGAAAUCUCAGUAUAAAGCCAGUACGAACCCAGAAAUUCAGUCAGGAUCCAACUGGACGUAUUUCGACCCUGACGAUGCGGGCUUCAAGGAGUUGUACGAGUUGUAUCGAUUUGUUAAAGAUAACCUCGAUGCCAAUCCCGUGAUUAUAGAUGCAGAUGAUUUACUCGACUCACCAAACCAGAUGAUGAAGGCCUACUGCGAUGGAGUUGGUAUUCAAUAUGAAGACCAUAUGACCACUUGGAAAGCGGGUGAAGUACCCCAGGCAUUCACGUGGGAUGGUGAGUGCCUUAGCUGGUACUCAAACGCCAUUAAUAGCAGUUGUUUUAAAAAAGAAUUCAUGCCUGAAGACUCGACAGCCAGUGCCCCGGAUAUAACCUUUCCUCUUGAGGUUUUCAAAGGCAUUGAGUACAGCCGACCGUUUUACGAGAGGUUAUAUUCAGAGAGAGUCACUUUAUUCUAAAUUUUGGAAUAACAUCUAGACUUAAUCAAACCUAAAAGCGGAGCUUUAGGUUUUUUCUAGCCCUUCACUCUAUAGAAAGUGUUGCAACAAUCUUGUAAGCGCACUGCGCGAUACGCUAUUUUCUAAUUUAGUAACCAAGCUAAGGGUUGCGUUAGUUAAUAAUUAAGAUUCGGAUGUAUAAUUGAGUCUUUUCACAGGCUAUAUAAGUGUGUGUGUUUGCGUGUGUGUGUGUAUGGUAAUUUUUUUUCUCAAAAAGAUCGAUAUCGAUAUACUGUUUAGGCUCGUAGUGAAUUAUAGUUUUGUUAAACACUUUUGGACACAGUUUUUCUUUGUGUGUCCGUGUCCGUGUCCACGAUUUGGAAACACAGGUAACCCAGGCUCACUGUUUGUGUCACGUACACAUGGUUGAAUAGAGAGAACAUAUGGGGCGAAGUUUAGG
Stylophora pistillata is the source of this 2666-nucleotide messenger RNA. RefSeq lists its product as uncharacterized. NCBI's taxonomy places the organism in Eukaryota, Metazoa, Cnidaria, Anthozoa, Scleractinia, Pocilloporidae. The record is from RefSeq and is a predicted model, not a curated record.